Messenger RNA from Perognathus longimembris pacificus (Pacific pocket mouse), 828 nucleotides. Its product is annotated as polyadenylate-binding protein 1-B-like. The record is from RefSeq and is a predicted model, not a curated record. Gene Ontology annotation, molecular function: mRNA 3'-UTR binding; poly(U) RNA binding; poly(A) binding. NCBI's taxonomy places the organism in Eukaryota, Metazoa, Chordata, Mammalia, Rodentia, Heteromyidae. Gene Ontology annotation, cellular component: ribonucleoprotein complex; cytosol; nucleus.
AUGAACCCCAGCACCCCCAGCUACCCCAUGGCCUCACUCUACAUGGGGGAUCUACACCCCGAUGUGACCGAGGUGAUGCUCUACGAGAAGUUCAGCCGGGGGCCCCUCCUCUCCAUCUGGGUCUGCAGGGACAUGAUCUCCCACCGCUCCUUGGGCUAUGCAUAUGUGAACUUCCAGCAGCCAGCAGACGCAGAGCGUGCUUUGGACACCAUGAAUUUUGAUGUUAUAAAGGGCAAGCAAGUACGCAUCAUGUGGUCUCAGCAUGAUCCAUCACUUCGUAAAAGUGGAGUGGGCAACAUAUUCAUUAACAAUUUGGACAAAUCCAUUGAUAAUAAAGCACUGUAUGAUACAUUUUCUGCUUUUGGUAACAUCCUUUCAUGUAAGGUGGUUUGUGAGGAAAAUGGUUCCAAGGGCUAUGGAUUUGUACAUUUUGAGACACAAGAAGCAGCUGAAAGAAAAACCAGCAGCCAGAAGCAUCUUAAUACUGACCACACUGAACAACUGGGCAAUGUGCCUCUUCUGAACCUUAGCUUCCCAGUCUACGCAAUGACAUACUUCAUUAAAAAAAAGAAAGGUGAACAAGACUACCUCCUGGUUUCUUCCCUAACAGGAGCAGCAGCUACAAUCACCAAUCUUUACCACUCAGUCAAGAGCGCUGAGCCCUUCCCGGAAAGGCCUCGAGGAGCCACGCGAGGCCAUGCCAAGCGACCGGAGUCCCCGGGAAAACUGGAGCUAAAAGUGAGCAAGGGAAGCCGCCGAAGUCGGCCAGUGUCUCCCGGCAAAUCUCUUGAAGGCCUGGGGGCGUGGCGGUGGUGGCGCAGCUUUUGA